AUGUCACGACAUGUGUCCAUGCUCUUGCUAGCUCUUUCGCUAGUGGCUACCCUCGACGUCGUCUCAGCCAGUCGUGGGCUGCGCAGUGGUAAAGAUACCGAUCGCAGGCUCAGCACCGCAGACACGGACGAUGAUUUAACCAUCCCGUUCAACUCGUGGGACAACGCUAUCGAUACGCUGCAACACGGACUCGCCUUUGUGGUUGUUCUCGUCGCUGCUCACCCGCUCGGUCUUUUCUUCCCCAAGCUCUUCAAGCUCCCACUUAUCACGGGCUAUCUGGUAAUUGGUAUUAUCGCUGGGCCAUUCCUCGCUGACCUUAUCACCGAGGACAGCGUCAACAUGCUGUCCAACUACGUCAGUGCAUUGGCACUGUCGUUCAUCUCGUUCCAGGCUGGUCAAGAGAUUUAUCUACCGGAGCUUCGUCCACAACUUAAAUCGAUCAUGAUUCUUCUCGGUGUGCUCUACGUGACAGCUAUGAUCAUUUUGACGGGAGCGAUUUUGCUGGCGGAGGAAGCAUUCUUCUACAAGGACAUGGUUCUCAAUUGCCAAUUGGGUAUUGCUCUAAUGUUCGGCUCCAUCUCUGUACUGGGCUCACCCGCCACCGUGAUGGCCAUCAAGAUCGAGUUGAACAGUGUGGGUCCAUUCACGAGUUUGAUGCUAGGAGCGACCAUGACGGCCGAGUUUGUCGUGCUCGUUUCGUUCUCGAUUUCUCGAAUUGUAUGCUCCAUCUACUGCGCCGAACUGGAUGUGUCUAUUCUGAACCUGGCGUUUACGAUGAGUAUCGUGUUGGCCAACAUUCUAGUUGGUGCUAUCCUCGCUGGUGUGACGGUCCUCAUCUUUAAGAUCCCUGGAGGAGAACAUGAUGACCACGGUCACGAUAUUGACGAUGGACUCGCGGGACGUAGCGUAUCGGCGUUCCAUUCCAGAAGAACAGGUCACAAGAUGACUUCGGUUGAUCGGGACAUGGCACCUCACCCCCACAACGCUUAUAACGAAGAGAGUCCGGUGAAGAAGUCGUGCUGGACUACCAAUAUGUCGUUGGCAGUCAAGGGUUUCAUUUGGCUUUUGAUGGGCUACAUGUUCUACCUCUCCACUACUCUAUUCGCCCUACAAACUGCUGCAUCCUACGGUUUGUCGUGGGAAGUUAAGCUUGAACCAUUGCUUGUUCUUAUGAUCGCGUCGUGUAUUGCUGGACAUCACACUGGUAUCCGUCACGACAUGCACGUUAUUCUGGAUACCGUCGCGCCGUACAUGUUCCUACCGUUCUUCGUUAUGACUGGAGCGGCACUGAAGCUGGAUCAGGUGGUGGAUGCGAUCCCUCUGAUGAGUUUGUACGUGGGUCUUCGCUACGUAGCGAUCUUCAUCGCUUGCUACUUUGGUGGCCGCUUCGUACUCAAGUUAACGCCGAAGCAGUACAACAACCUGUGGCUCACGAUGACUCCGCAGGCUGGUGUGGCCUUGGGCUUGGCAAACGAAGUGAAGGCUAUGAGUACGGAAUCCUGGGCUGAGGAGUUUUCUGCCACGAUCGUGGCUGCUGUGGUGGUGAACCAGAUCAUUGGUCCGGUCUUGUGUGCCAUGGGCUUAAGUCGUGCAGGUGAGACGUUGAAAGACCGUGCUGCUGAGGGAAGUAUGCCAAGUGAUAAUGGCGAUAACAACCUCAAGAGCCUCCACAGUGGAAGAUUCAGCAGUAUCCAUGGCGGCAAUCUUAGCAACAUUCAUGGUGGGAAUUUCAGUAAUGUCAGUCUGUUCGAUGCUGGUCGACGCAUGUCGAGUCCUGCAAUGACGAUGGGCAAAGAUCCACGAUCAUUGCUACCGUUCUACAAGGUGCAGAAUGCUGUGGUUAUCGGAGAUGAUGAAGUGGCUUUCGAGGUUGCUUUGGAUCUCUCACUGUACGGAGCACAGGUAAAUGUGCCGUUGCUGGAUGAAGAACGCGCCAGUAAAUGGCAAAAGAUGAACGAGACAAUCCUCAAACGCACUGCCAAUGGAGACCUUAUCUCGUUCAAGAACACUCUUAAGGACCGUGACAACGCGAAGGCCAUGUCGGCAGCCGACGUGUUGAUCUUCACGGGUGACGUCAACCGUACGCGCGAGAACGUGCAUCUCCUCAAAUCGUUGCUGGGAGAGUCACACCCUCGGAUGAUCGCACUGGUACCGGACUGCAAGUUCAGUAAGGAGAUGAAGGCCCAAGGUGUGCUGGUGAUCCAGCCAUCUAUCGCUCUGGCCAAUAUCGCAACUCGUAUGGCCUUGUUGGACCAGAAAUUGGCUGAGGCUCUGUCGAACGAGAUCAGUACGACUAGUGACUUUAGCACGGCGUCAUACUUCUUGCAGCCGAACAGUGGAUACCGCGAUUCGCUAUCGGAGUUGUGCUUGGAUGGCCGCUCGCUAGCGCUCGGACGAAGCGUUGUGAACCACCACUCGGUGGACUACGAUCGUCUUGCAGAGGUAUUUGCGGCCGAGAACUUACCCAUGCCGCCUCCGCCGUCUCGUGUGGCCAUGUUCGGUACAUCAGGUGCUGGAUAUGACCCCUUUUCGAGCAACAGAAGCAACCGGGCGAACUUUUUCGUCAUGCCCGAUGACCCCGGGAUGACCCCGGGACAGUACGCGCGAACGCCCGGAAUGAGUUUGUCUCCGCGCCGUGCUGGAUUCAACGUGUUGCAAACCCCACAAACUCCUGAACUUCGCCAGCCGGGAGCAGAACCAAACGCUGCGAAUAAGAAGCCGUAAGGUGGCUCGGUUCGUACUCCACGUUGGCCACAGGUAGUUUUUUUUUUAUUUCGUAGGUUAGCGAAAUGCGUAAUAUAAGCCAACUCCAGUUCAUGUACACAGUUUGAAAGUUCCUUUCUAAAACUGUGUACACAUGUUCAUGGCAACUGAAACAAGGCA
Phytophthora nicotianae INRA-310 is the source of this 2883-nucleotide messenger RNA. RefSeq lists its product as hypothetical. NCBI's taxonomy places the organism in Eukaryota, Oomycota, Peronosporomycetes, Peronosporales, Peronosporaceae. The record is from RefSeq and is a predicted model, not a curated record. Gene Ontology annotation, cellular component: membrane. Gene Ontology annotation, biological process: proton transmembrane transport. The transcript has a single exon. Gene Ontology annotation, molecular function: antiporter activity. The coding region runs from base 1 to 2724 and encodes 907 amino acids.